AUGGGCAAGAUAAAGCAUUUGGAGACGCAGCAUAGCAAGAUUGCACAAUACAUGGCUCACCAGAAUCGAGUGGCAUAUGUGCUGGUGGAUAUUGCCCCAUGCGCACACGCAUGGGACAUUAAAGCACCCAAAGGCGCCUCAAAAGCACUUGGUAGUGGUGCAGUGCGGUGCACCAAGGUGCAAACGUCAGCAGCAGCCAUGCUUGCCAUGCUUGUGGCGUCAGCAGCAGAGGGUGAAGACAGGCUGAGGGGCAUGUCAGGGAGGCCUGUUAAAGGGCGAGGCAGGAGGACAAGCAGCAAGGAGGAGGGAGUGCAGGGCAGCAAGGAAGAGGGAGUGCAGGGCAGCAAGGAGGAGGGAGUGCAGGGCAGCAAGGAAGAGGGAGUGCAGGGCAGCAAGGAGGAGGGAGUGCAGGGCAGCAAGGAAGAGGGAGUGCAGGCCAGCAAGGAGGAGGGAGUGCAGGGCAGCAAGGAGGAGGGAGUGCAGGGCAGCAAGGAGGAGGGAGUGCAGGGCAGCAAGGAAGAGGGAGUGCAGGGCAGCAAGGAGGAGGGAGUGCAGGGCAGCAAGGAAGAGGGAGUGCAGGGCAGCAAGGAGGAGGGAGUGCAGGGCAGCAAGGAAGAGGGAGUGCAGGCCAGCAAGGAGGAGGGAGUGCAGGGCAGCAAGGAGGAGGGAGUGCAGGGCAGCAAGGAGGAGGGAGUGCAGGGCAGCAAGGAGGAGGGAGUGCAGGGCAGCAAGGAGGAGGGAGUGCAGGGCAGCAAGGAAGAGGGAGUGCAGGGCAGCAAGGAGGAGGGAGUGCAGGGCAGCAAGGAGGAGGGAGUGCAGGGCAGCAAGGAGGAGGGAGUGCAGGGCAGCAAGGAGGAGGGAGUGCAGGGCAGCAAGGAAGAGGGAGUGCAGGGCAGCAAGGAGGAGGGAGUGCAGGGCAGCAAGGAGGAGGGAGUGCAGGGCAGCAGCAUGCUAGGAGACUUUUGA
This is a messenger RNA of Closterium sp. Yama58-4, 966 nucleotides long. NCBI's taxonomy places the organism in Eukaryota, Viridiplantae, Streptophyta, Zygnematophyceae, Desmidiales, Closteriaceae. The record is from the annotation of a GenBank genome assembly.